AUCUCCCGUUUCAACCUUGGGUUUCCAUGUCUUGAGAAUAGCCUGGAAAUCGGCUUCGGAUUGGAAAUCUCGGGGAAGUUUUGGAGAGGUGGGGGAUGUGUCUGAGUCGGAGGAGGAGAGGGUGAUGGAGAAUAGGCCGCCGUUUAGAUCUUCUUCUUCUAUUUCUGCUUCGUUGUCCAUUUCUAGGUCCGUCCUACUGAUUUCUUUUGUGAGGUUUGGUUGUUUGGUCUGGGGUUCAAGUCUUAUCGUUGAUAAGAUAUCACGGCACGGCGGGGUCGGAACGACCCCACAUUUUGACUUUCGUUGAGGAUAUUGUUUGGGCAUAUAAAACUUGGGGAUUGAGUGUUUGAAGUUUGAAAUAUGGAGGGACAAAUUAAGGAACUGGUUGACAAGAUAUGGACAAAAUUCCAAACCCUUCCCCCAAAUGAACGUCUCCUAAUAGCAAUAUCCGGCAUCCCCGGCUCAGGAAAAACAACCCUAGCCCACCUCCUAACCACCAACCUCAACGCCCUCCACCCCUCUCCCACCCCAAUAGCAACCACCAUCCCGAUGGACGGCUACCACCUCACGCGGUCCCAGCUGUCCGCCCUCCCCAACGCCCCCGAAGCCAUCUUCCGCCGCGGCGCCGCCUUCACCUUCGACUCCGCGUCCUACCUGUCUCUGAUCCGAUCCCUGCGCCUCCCACUCACGCCCUCUAGUGAAAGAACCAUUUACGCCCCGAGCUUUUCCCACGCGUUGAAAGACCCGGUUGAGAAUGAUAUAGCGAUCUUAUCUUCCUCGCGGAUAUUGGUUAUAGAAGGUCUUUAUUUAUCUCUUUCUUCUUCGAGCUCGGGCUCAACUUCCUCGGAUGGGGGGAGCUUUAAGCCAGAUCCGCCGCAGGCGGAGGAUUGGGUGAAGGCGGGGGAUUUGAUGGAUAUGCAUGUUUUUGUCGAAGUGGGGUUUGAGAGGGCGGCGGAGAGGUUGGUGAAGAGACAUGUGGAGAGUGGGAUUUGUGAGAGUGUAGAGGUGGCGAGGGAGAGGGCGUGGGAGAGCGAUUUGAGGAAUGGGAGGGAGAUUGUGGAGGGGAGGAGGAAGUUUAGGGAGGGUGUUGAUGUGGUGGUUAAGAGUUGGGAGGAUGAGGGGUGGAGGUGAGAGGGUUGAUGGUUGGCAUGGGAUGACUAGUAGUCGGUUGGUUUGUCUGAGAAGUGGUGCCGAAAUUCUGGACAUUAUGAAGAAGAACACACGACCGUAUUGACCGUUAUAGUUUAGGGUGUUGAGAGGUAUCAAACUACUUUUAUGACUCUAUCGACAAUACCGCUUCUAAGCUUAGCAUACCAUACCUGCCAACGCUCCUGAAUACUCAAAUAAUGAUCAAACCUUACUG
This is a messenger RNA of Mollisia scopiformis, 1363 nucleotides long. RefSeq names its product phosphoribulokinase/uridine kinase. The record is from RefSeq and is a predicted model, not a curated record. Gene Ontology annotation, cellular component: cytoplasm. NCBI's taxonomy places the organism in Eukaryota, Fungi, Ascomycota, Leotiomycetes, Helotiales, Mollisiaceae. The transcript is spliced from 3 exons. The coding region runs from base 361 to 1131 and encodes 256 amino acids.